UGUAACUUGCUUGUAACCCCUCUACGCUUCCGGCACCAGUUUCCGGGAAGGCGACACUGUGUAGCUCGUGAGUGGCACUCUGGCUCCCGCCCCGACCUGGCUCUGCCCUGGCACUCUCCCAGGGUAGAAGACCGUGCCGAUGCUCUCGGGGCAAACUGUAAACGCACACAACGACUAAGAUUUUGAACGGAAUCCUGCAGUGACACGACAAUAUGUGCUAGAAGCCAAGACUCCGGCUUCCUUCCUCCUCGCUCUCGAAGUCUUUACACGACCUAGGCUAAGUCCCUCUCCCUGUGACUGUGUCUCAGUAAGGUGUUGCAUCUUUGGAAAGUGUAACAGGAAUAUAUACGAAAAUAUAUAUAGACCAGUUCUUUUUUUUAUAGAAGGUCUGUUUUUCUGUCUUACCUUCCUCCUCACUGGCUUGCCGAAGUCGAGAAGAAGAAGGAAAAGAAGAUUGCAAAAAGAGACAUCCCCCACGAAGAAGGCAAGAAGGAAAACUCGAAAACACGAUAAAGAAAAACCGCGAUUAAAAAGGGAGAAAUCGAAUCAAGCGAUAAGGAAGCAUAUAAAGAGUAUAUCACGAGAACCAUUUUUUCCCUUAUUUCUUCCCCUUGCUCACCAUGGCGAAGCUUCUUAACAUUUUGCUCCAGAGGUCUGACGAGUCCAUUCCUUGGGGCUUCAGGCUUCAAGGAGGAGCUGACUACAAGAAGCCCUUGACUGUCCAGAGGGUGACACCGGGAACGCUAGCCUCCCAGCACUUGGCACCGGGUGACACCAUCCUUAUGAUCGAGGGCCACGACGCAAGGACCCUGUGCCACUUCGACGCGUGUGACCUCGUCAAGGCUGCGGGAAACAAGGUCGAACUCACCGUCAGGAAGAGCCAGAACCUGGUGGACGAGAACUACGAGAACCAGAGGAGGCUGGAGAAGCUGAUGAUCGAGGAGAGGGUCGCCGAGGAGGCCGAGAGGCGGCGCAAGAAGGGCCUGCAGAAGAAGACGUUUUCCCCGCCCUUCUCGAGCUCGCCGUCAGCCGCGCAGACGCCCCGCCAGCGCUUCUCCAUUUCCCCGCAGCGCCUGGCGUCUCCGCCCGCGCGGGUGCAGUCCCCCGUGCAGCGGUACUCCUCUCCGCCGCAGCUGCCGCUGUCGCCGGUGCAGCAGUUCAUGACGCCGCCGCAGGUGACCUCGCCCUCCGCCAAGUUUUCGUCGCCGCCGCCCACCUUCUUCUCGCCGGUGCAGUCCUUCUCGCCGCCGCCGCACCAGACGUCGACGCCGCUGCAGAGCGCCACGGGCUCCGUGUACUCCACGCCCUUGUUCUCGCCCACGCAGUUCGGGCAGGCGAGCGCGCCCCCUCAGCAGCCGGGGACUCUCAGCCCCACGCAGCUGACGACGAAGCUGCACCAGCUGCAGUCGCAGGGGCCUCAGAUGAAGUCGCUGAGCCAGGCGACGCUCCAGCAGACCCACAGCGCCGCCUCCCAGAGCGUCUUCAGCUCCCACUCGACCUCGCAGGUGCCGGCCACCCAGAAGUCCUUUCAGCAGAAGAAGGCGAAGGAGCCUCCCAUGGAGAUACAGGACCCGCAGCUCCUGACGGAGGAACAGAAGAGGAAGCAGCUGCAGCAGCUGAUCCAGGAGAAGCGGCGCCUGGAGGAGCUGAUGAUGGUGGCCAAGAGGAGGGAGUCGGCGAGCGAGAUGCCUCCGCCGGCGCCCAAGGAGCCUCCCGUCGCCGCCCCGGAGGUCACCUCCCCGACGCUGAGGAUGAUCGAGCUGGAGGCGCAGGAGGCGGCGCUCACGCAGCAGGCCGGGGCGGAGGAGCCGAGCUCCCUUCCUCUGGCGCGCCCCUCGGCCUUCAGCCCGUCGACUCUCCUGAGACGCGGCGUCCGGCGGCGGCAGCCCGCAGUGGAGGUCGGACCAGGAGCUGAUCGAGAUCGAGAAGAAGAAGCAGGAGGCGAGGAUGAAGAUCGGGGAGCAGAAGAAACGCGACGACGCGCGGCACCUGCGGCUGCAGAGGAAGCAGUUCGAGGCCAUCGCGAUGCAGGAGAGGAAGAGAGUCGAGGAGAAAAGGAAGCAGGAGGAUAAAAAAAAAUUGCAGGAGCAGUUUAAAAAGGAUCAGCAGAGGAUCCAGGAGGAGAUGAGGAAGAAGGAGGAGGCGAAAAAGCAAGAAGAACGGAGGAAAGAAGAGGAAAAGAGGAUAGAAGAAGAGAAGAGAAUUGCAGAACA
Penaeus monodon (black tiger shrimp) is the source of this 2213-nucleotide messenger RNA. Its product is annotated as LIM domain-binding protein 3-like. Gene Ontology annotation, molecular function: actin binding; muscle alpha-actinin binding. Gene Ontology annotation, biological process: muscle structure development; actin cytoskeleton organization. The record is from RefSeq and is a predicted model, not a curated record. Gene Ontology annotation, cellular component: Z disc; filamentous actin; adherens junction. NCBI's taxonomy places the organism in Eukaryota, Metazoa, Arthropoda, Malacostraca, Decapoda, Penaeidae.